Mytilinidion resinicola is the source of this 168-nucleotide messenger RNA. RefSeq lists its product as uncharacterized. The record is from RefSeq and is a predicted model, not a curated record. The transcript is spliced from 2 exons. NCBI's taxonomy places the organism in Eukaryota, Fungi, Ascomycota, Dothideomycetes, Mytilinidiales, Mytilinidiaceae. Gene Ontology annotation, cellular component: mitochondrial inner membrane. Bases 1 to 168 code for a protein of 55 amino acids.
AUGGCUGGCCCCGGCAAAAUCCCCCAUCCCAUCCACAUCCACCCGGUACGCCCGCUCUACAGAUUCGCCGCCACCGGCUUAGGCGCAAGCAUGUGGUUCUUCUUGAUGUACCGAGCGAAGCAAGAUCUCCCCCACAUGCUCGGCUGGAAACACCCUUGGGAUCAUUGA